AUGAACCGUAACGGCGCGGGUGAGCCUCCUCAAGCCAUGAAUCCGGAUCCCGCAUUGCUUGCAAUGAAUGGAAACAUGCCUGCCACUGCCUCUCUUGAGCACCUCAAUGGACAGACGCAAAUGUUCGAUCCCUCGUUCGCCAGUAUCUCUCUUCCUGGCAAUGGCAUUCAAUCUGGGCUGCUUGCAGCAGUUCCUCAGCAAUCAAUCCCUGCUGAUGAGGUCGCGCUCUAUGACAGACAGAUAAGACUAUGGGGUAUGCAGGUACAAGAAAAGCUGAGACAAGCCAACGUCCUGCUCAUUGGUAUCAAAGGGCUCGGUGCAGAAAUAGCGAAGAAUCUUGUCCUUGCAGGCAUUGGCAUCUUGACCAUACUAGAUCACGAAGUGGUCGCAGAAGAGGAUCUGGGAACUCAGUUCUUUGUUGAUGAGACUCAGAUUGGCCAAAACCGAGCCGAAGCCGCCCUGCCCGAAUUACAGAAGCUCAAUCCUCGUGUUCAGUUGUACCUCGACCCCAAUCCUGUGGUGCUGAAGGACCCCGUCUAUUUCCAGUCAUUUGACAUUGUGAUCGCGACUGACCUGAUGACGGACGUCAUGACGCUGGUCAACAUGUCUUGCCGACAAUUCAAUCGCAAGUUCUACUCCGCUGCCACACACGGCAUGUAUGGUUACAUCUUCGCUGAUCUCGGAAUCCACCAAUACAUGGUUGAGAAACCCCAGAGUAACAAGCGGGCCAAGGUGGGCGAUAUGGACACAUCUACGCGAUGCGUGUUGAAUGUCGACUCAAAGACGGAGAAUGAAAAGGUGACCGACAUGAUCACGUAUAGAGAAACGUACUCGCUCUUUCAGCUCGCCAACAUGUCUCCGCUCCCACCACGAGACAAGAGCACUCGGCGGAAAUUGACACGCAUAUCUCCACUUCUGUCAUGCAUGAGGGCAUUGUUCGAUUUCCAAAGCCAGAGCGAAGGCCGGCUUCCAGGACCCAAUAGAGCUGACUUGGAACUGUUCACCAAACUCGCCAAACAGAAACACAUCGAGCUCGAACUGCCUGAAGAAACCCUCCGGGCAGAGUUCUUGCGGAGCUUUUUGCAGAACCUUGGUUCUGAGAUGAGCCCAGUGGUUGCAUUCCUCGGUGGAUAUUUGGCACAAGAUGUCAUCAAUGUGCUGGGACAAAAGGAACCUCCUCUGCAAAACUUUCUGCUCUUCGAUGGCGAGGAGUUUGCGGCCACUCAGUACAGCCUUCAUCCUCACAACGACGACGCGGUUAGUAUGAUGAGUACCAAUGGGUUGCCGAUGAUGCCAGGAACCAUACCCGCCGCAGAUGCUGUUCCAGUGGCUUGA
Messenger RNA from Exophiala spinifera, 1335 nucleotides. RefSeq lists its product as uncharacterized. Gene Ontology annotation, molecular function: SUMO activating enzyme activity. Lineage: Eukaryota; Fungi; Ascomycota; Eurotiomycetes; Chaetothyriales; Herpotrichiellaceae. Gene Ontology annotation, biological process: protein sumoylation. The transcript has a single exon. Gene Ontology annotation, cellular component: cytoplasm; SUMO activating enzyme complex. Bases 1 to 1335 code for a protein of 444 amino acids. The record is from RefSeq and is a predicted model, not a curated record.